UGUAUAUAUACACUCACAUGGUUAUGGCACCAUUUGAAAGCUCCUUUUAUAGCUGAAAGCCAAGAAAAAGAGAGAAGAAAGAUAGAGAAAAGAAGCAAACAAGGGGGAACUUGAAAGCAAGGCCAUGGGAAGACCUCCUUGCUGUGAUAAAGUUGGUAUCAAGAAAGGUCCAUGGACUCCUGAGGAAGACAUCAUUCUAGUCUCUUACAUCCAAGAACAUGGUCCAGGAAAUUGGAGAUCAGUUCCCACAAAUACUGGAUUGCUGAGAUGCAGCAAAAGUUGCAGGCUCAGAUGGACUAAUUACCUUAGACCAGGAAUCAAGCGAGGGAACUUCACUCCUCAUGAAGAAGGGAUGAUAAUUCAUUUGCAAGCAUUACUGGGUAACAAAUGGGCAGCCAUAGCUUCGUACCUACCACAAAGAACAGAUAAUGAUAUUAAGAAUUACUGGAACACCCACUUGAAGAAGAAGUUAAAGAAGUUUCAGUCAGCGUUGGAACCCAACAUGGCACAGGACUCAACUGCGACAAGUCCUCAGUUUGUUUCAAAAAGCCUCAAUGAGAGAAGGAGCAUAGAUUUUGGUACCCCGGCAGCUUCAACUACUCUUAGGCUAAACCAAACCAGCUCCUCCUCAUCUACAUAUGCUUCAAGCACUGAGAAUAUUUCGCGUCUGCUCGAAGGUUGGAUGAGAUCAUCACCAAAGACUAACAGUAGUAACAGUACUACCCUUCUUAAAGAAAAAUGGUCUCAUCAUCAAAAUAAUAGCAGCUUUGACAACAAUGAUAGUAUCGGUAGUACUUCAGCUGCAGCUACAACUUCUCUUCAAGGGGGUUAUAGACGGAAAGCGGAACAAGAAUGUGGUGAGUUGAUCUCUCAUGAAGAGUUUGAGUCCAUUUUAUCGUUUGAGAACAUGAACAAUGUUGCAUGGGACAAGUCUACAUGUGAUUCUACUUCAAAGGGUACUUGUCAAGAUUCUGGAAAUGAUGAUGACAAGGUCAACAAUGUUACAAUGACGCCGGAGACCAGGAAGCAAAAAGCUGAUCAGAACAAUAACAAUAAUCCUCCAUUGUCUUUUCUCGAGAAGUGGCUCUUGGAUGAGAGUUCUGGUCAAGUAGAAGAGAUGAAUCAGAUGAUGGAACUGUCUUCAAUUUUUUAAGAUUUUCAUUUUCAUUGUCUCUCUUUUGUUUUUCUUCAUUUUCUUUCUUCUUUGCUCCUUCUUCCUACCUUCAUUUCAUUUUAAGCUUUAUUGAAAAAAAAAAAAGUUUGAGUUUCUCUAGGGUUAAAUCUUUCAUUUGGGAUUCUUAAAAAAGUCGGGAUCUCUUAGUUUUAACAAAAUGUAAUUUCCCUUGGUGUUUCUGUUUGAACACUGAAGGUAGCCUUUCUCUUUGUUUCUUAAUGAACUUUUCAGUUUGAGUACAAUUAAUUAAUCAGCAACGG
This is a messenger RNA of Theobroma umbraticum, 1434 nucleotides long. It is a transcript of the gene MYB60, whose product is annotated as myb domain protein 60. The record is from RefSeq and is a predicted model, not a curated record. Gene Ontology annotation, biological process: response to auxin. NCBI's taxonomy places the organism in Eukaryota, Viridiplantae, Streptophyta, Magnoliopsida, Malvales, Malvaceae.